AAGGAGAGGUAGGUCUCUGCCACUGCUGCCGCCCGUUCCCAGGAGGAGGAGGAUGCAGCACGGAGCCUGGCCCUGAGCUAUGGAAGGAGUCCUGUACAAGUGGACCAAUUACCUGACAGGUUGGCAACCUCGCUGGUUUGUUUUAGACAAUGGGAUAUUGUCCUACUAUGAUUCACAGGAUGAUGUUUGCAAAGGCAGUAAAGGAAGUAUAAAGAUGGCAGUGUGUGAAAUUAAAGUUCAUUCAACAGAUAACACAAGAAUGGAGUUGAUAAUCCCAGGGGAACAGCACUUCUAUAUGAAAGCAGUCAAUGCGGCUGAGAGGCAGAGAUGGCUAGUAGCGCUGGGUAGUUCUAAAGCCUGUUUGACAGACACCAGAACAAAAAAAGAAAAAGAAAUAAGUGAAACCAAUGAAUCUCUUAAAACCAAAAUGUCCGAACUUCGACUCUACUGUGAUCUUUUAAUGCAGCAAGUUCAUACAAUACAAGAAUUUGUUCACCGUGAUGAGACUCGCUCAUCUCCCAGCAUUGAGAACAUGAACGAAGCCUCCUCGUUGCUCAGUGCCACAUGUAACACGUUUAUUACAACACUUGAAGAAUGUGUGAAGAUAGCGAAUGCCAAGUUUAAACCAGAGAUGUUUCAGCUGCCUCAUCCUGAUCCCUUAUUUUCUCCUGUGUCACCUUCACCUGUUCAAAUGAUGAAACGCUCCAUUAGCCAUCCUGGUACGUACAGUUCAGAGAGUACUCAUGCCACAAAAGAACCGAUUUCUUCACUCCAUCGAUUAUCCCAGCAACGCAGAAGAACAUACUCCGAUACAGAAUCCUAUAAUGUUAUUCCUCUUGAAGACACAGAGAGAUCUGCUCACUGUUCCAGAAGUGCUCUCAAUGGACACUUGGCACCAUCAACCAUUCCUGAAGAAAACAGAUCAGUUACAAAGAAAAGAUCUGAAUUGGAAGAGACUCUUCCAUCCUCUUCUUCCUGAAGAAACUGAAGUAUUCAACUUUCUAUAAGUAAUGCUAUGCAAAAGCUGCUGUAAUUAUAUUAUUGUUAUAGGGAGUAGUGAUUUCCUUUUUAGGAGGAUUUUUUCUGCACUUUAUAGAAUAAUGUAAAAACUAACUUUAAAGUGUAUUUUAUCUUUAUAUAGUUUGUUUGCAAGAAUAUUUUCCUAAUGACUUCACAGUUUAAAUGUGUAUAUAUUUUGGAACAAAUGAUGGCUUAACCAGAUAGGCAUCUGCUUUUGAAAGUGUAGUUCUUUUUAAAAAAGCACGAUGGUCUGAUAGUUUGAUAAGCCUGCAGAUUUUAAAUCUUGAAGAAUGUUUCAGAUUUGGGGGUGGGAGAAAAAGAGGGAAUGUAACUUGUGCCAUGGGCCAGCUGGUUAUUUGUACAAAGUUAGGACUCAGUCUUGCAGUCCUUGUGCACUCACUUCUCUUCAGAUGAGAAUUUUUCUUGUUUAAGAACUAAGGGAUUGAGUCCCUAGGGGGUUACCAUAGCAGCUUGAUGGUAAUUUUAAUAUUGCCUUCCUUUAAAAACACAAGGAUAUAUGUGAUCUGGUCCUUAUUUUUAGCCAAUUGAAAAUAGAAAUGUCAAGUGUAUUUUUCUAAACAAAUGUGUAAAAAUUAAUUUAUCGGAAUAUGAAGCAUUUGUACCAAAUAUUGGGUAUUUAACAAUUUUUAUUUAUUUAUUUUUUUGCAUAUAAAUUUCUACUUACUUUGGUUACUAAAGAUCUCCAGGCUUCAAGAUGUACACACAUUGUUGGUGUGGUGUGUAGCAUCACUAACUGGUGAAUGCAGCAUGGUGUAGAUCUACUCUGCUCACUUCAACAGAGACAUAUUUUUAACAAAGUAUUAUUUUAAUGUUUGCUUCUCAAAUAGACCGUUAAGCUGCUGUUGUAAGGUAUAAAUAUUUGUAUCUCUACAUACUUUAUUUGAGGUAUUUAUACAAAGGGAGACGUUUCUGUUUAUUAUGACUCCUAUUUUAUCACUUCACUAUGGCAUAACUGUAGAGCUAGAACAGGGCUGGGCAGUAAGUGGAACCGUAGGCAGGAUGCAGUUCACCAGGUUAGCCUCCUUUUAAUUUGCCACGUACCUUGUCUGAUGGAUCUUAAUCUGGUGCAUGUUAGCAUUUUGUACUUGUGUAGGCACAAGAAUGUGAAUUUACAACCCAGUGGAAGCUCUCCUUUUAAAUGUCUUGUUUAAAUUUUCAUAAAUAUGAUGAUUAAUUACAUACCUAGGCUCUCAUCCUGCCAAUGCUUAGGUGCAACACAUUGACUAAACUACCCACAUGUGUAAGUAUAACUGUUUGCAGGAUUAGAACCUUAAUUUGUGCUCAAAUUACCAAUUGAAUGUAAUUAGUCAUUUGCACACACAGAGUAGGCAGUAAAGUGCAUUUUUCUGAGAAUUUUGGCUUUAAUGUAUGCUGUUUAUACCUCCACUUUCUUGUAAAUUGUAAAAAAACAAGUAUUAAAAAAAAUGAAAUUA
This is a messenger RNA of Pelodiscus sinensis (Chinese soft-shelled turtle), 2474 nucleotides long. The record is from RefSeq and is a predicted model, not a curated record. Lineage: Eukaryota; Metazoa; Chordata; Testudines; Trionychidae.